Molecule: messenger RNA, 7687 nt
Organism: Rhipicephalus sanguineus (brown dog tick)
Lineage: Eukaryota; Metazoa; Arthropoda; Arachnida; Ixodida; Ixodidae
Gene: Cpr
Product: NADPH--cytochrome P450 reductase
Exons: 14
Coding region: 178-2232 (684 amino acids)
Biological process (GO): response to hormone
Cellular component (GO): cytosol
Molecular function (GO): FMN binding; NADPH-hemoprotein reductase activity; flavin adenine dinucleotide binding
Source: RefSeq, a predicted model, not a curated record
AAAAGCACGUGGUGGCGCUCGCGUCGACUCCACAAAUUUUUGCUUUUACUUCAUCAUAUCUGUGAUGUUGCAGCCGUACAGCUGACGGAGCCGUGGCGGUGCGGAAAGGGCCUUCAUUAAUGAAAGUUAAACGCUGGGCUUUCUACAGGACUAAUCAACUCUGCCACGACGUAAGCCAUGGAAGGGACAAGCCAGGAUGUGCCGCUGAGUGUCGACAGCAGCCCGCUGGGAAGUCAGGAUGAGGAGGCCCCCCUGUUUGGCCUGUUGGACGUGCUCAUCCUUCUGGCAUUGCUGGGCUUUGCCAUCUACUGGCUCUUCCUGAGGCGCAAGAAGGCCCCCACCUUCGAUCCGGCCGCGAUCAAAACGUUUUCCAUUGAAACAAGUAUACAGAAGGCUGACAACACCAGCUUUAUUGGGAAGAUGAAAUCAACGGGUAGGAAUAUAGUCAUAUUCUAUGGAUCACAGACGGGCACAGCAGAAGAAUUCGCUGCUCGUCUCGCAAAAGAAGCCAACAGAUUCGGUCUCAAAGCAAUGGUUGCAGACCCGGAGGAGUGCGAAAUGGAGGACCUGACCAAGCUGCCAGAGAUCACCAACUCAAUGGCCAUCUUUUGUAUGGCGACAUACGGUGAGGGAGACCCCACAGACAAUGCGCAAGACUUUUACCAGUGGCUUCAGGACGGCAGCGUUGACCUGCCUGGAGUCAAUUACGCCGUGUUUGCGUUGGGAAACAAAACGUACGAGCACUUCAACGCGAUGGGGAAGUACGUUGACAAGCGCAUGGAGGAACUGGGGGCCACUCGUGUCUUUGAACUGGGCCUUGGAGACGAUGAUGCAAACAUUGAGGAAGACUUUGUGACCUGGAAGGAGCGCUUCUGGAACGCCGUCUGCGAGAACUUCCAUCUGGAGAUCUCCGGCGAGGACAUCAACCUGCGCCAGUAUCAGCUCAUCGUGCACACAGACCUUCCCACUGAAAAGGUCUUCCACGGAGAGAUCUCGCGCCUCAACUCGUACGCCACCCAGAAAAUGCCCUUUGAUGCGAAGAACCCAUUCCUGGCGCCUGUCCGAGUGCACAAGGAACUGUACAAGGGCUCUCGCUCAUGCAUGCACAUUGAGAUUAGCAUCGCUGGCUCCAAAAUGAGGUACGAUGCUGGUGACCACGUGGCCGUCUACCCGAUGAACGACAUCGCCAUAGUUGAAAAGUUGGGACAAAUGCUCAAGGUGGAUUUGGACACCAUCAUCACACUCAAGAACCUUGACGAGGACAGCUCCAAGAAACAUCCGUUUCCCUGCCCAUGUAGUUACAGAACUGCACUGCUGUACUACGUAGACAUCACCACUCCCCCUAGGACACACGUCUUGAAGGAAAUUUCCGAAUAUGCCACCGACGAGGAGGAGAAGAAAAAGCUGAAGAUGAUGAGCUCUUCUUCUGAUGAAGGAAAGAGCCUGUACAAGCAGUGGGUGCUCAACGACUGCCGCAGCGUCGUACACAUUCUGGAGGACCUGCCAUCAGCACGUCCUCCCCUGGACCAUCUGCUCGAGCUUAUGCCCAGGCUGCAGGCUCGAUACUACUCCAUAUCGUCAUCACCAAAGGUGCAUCCAGACAGCAUCCACAUGACAGCUGUCAAAGUGGAGUAUGAGACGCCGACCAAGCGCAUCAACCACGGUGUGGCCACAGGCUGGCUUGCACUCAAACGACCCGACAACGGCACACAGCCCACGCUGCCCGUGUACGUGCGGCGGUCACAGUUCAAGCUGCCCUCGAGGCCGCAGAUUCCCAUCGUGAUGGUGGGGCCCGGCACGGGCUUGGCGCCAUUCCGUGGCUUCAUCCAGGAGAGGGAUUUCCUUCGCCGUGAAGGCAAGCCUGUAGGUGAAGCUGUACUCUACUUUGGCUGCCGCAAGAAGGCAGAAGACUACCUGUACCAGGAGGAGCUGGAGGAGUACUUGGCAAACGGUACACUGACCAAGUUAUACCUUGCCUUCUCGCGAGACCAACCGCACAAAGUGUACGUGACACAUCUCUUGCGCCAGAACAAGGAUGAGGUCUGGGACCUCAUUGGCAAGAAGAAUGGCCACUUCUACAUUUGUGGUGACGCACGUAACAUGGCAAGGGACGUGCACGAGAUCCUACUAGAGAUCUUCCGCGAGAACGGCAACAUGACGGAAGAUGAGGCAGUGUCCUACCUCAAGCGCAUGGAGUCGCAGCGGCGCUACUCGGCUGAUGUCUGGAGUUGAUGCCGCCCAGCGGCCACCCUAGCAAGUCAUUACCGGGCAGAGCGGGGCGUGCCACCACCCACCGUUGCCGUGCCCUGCUCGUUGUCGCGAGGCCUCUUCCUCGCUGCCGCCGGGAGACUGUUGUCCUGGGACACUGUAGUGGCGGUGAUGAUGACGCGUGCUCCUCCUUGUUCCUCCGGUGACUGGGGCCGCAGUCUCUCCCCGAGACCACUUCCCUGCGUUCGGUGGCUUAGUGGCAUUGGUAGUCAGUUCGCAGGCCAGGCCAGUGAGGGCGGUGCACCGCACAGUCCGACAAGCCACAGCUCUGGCAGCAGCGGCGGCGCCCACGCACACGAGCCCACCCCAGUUUCACACGCACAUUCCCGGUCCCACGCUGGUCGUGUCCCAUUGUCUUCGUGCGGUGCGGUGUUUGUGCGUCUUCCAUCCCUGCUUCUCGUCCCGACCGAGCUGCUGUCUCUGUGUUGCUUCUGUCUGCUUUCGUGCAGUGUUCUCCCCAGCUUGUUGUUGUUGAAGAGCCUGCUGGUGUGCGUUGGUUGCAAACCGCUUGAUUGCAUUCCUGUUUGAUCACUUUCAUGUCGGUUACUUUUGCAGUGCACAAAGCUGCUUUGCAGAAUUCGACGGGACGAAAGAGGUGGGUAGGUAAAUGCACUGGCUGUCAGUGUCGUUUUCACGUUGUGACAUUGAGUACAUUCUCGUGAAUCAGUGUGCCUGAAAAAGUGAAAGUGUUGCUGAAAGUGAUGGAUCAGGAAUGCAGCUCUGGAGCAUGUUGUGUGGUAGUCGCGUAACAUAGCGGUCUCGUAUGAGAACAUGGAAAUGUCUGUAAUCGCAUUUUCAUUGUGUCCUUCGCUUGUAAUAUAUGUGCGCUUAAUGCCAUGAUGUUCAAAGAAUGUUGUAUUUACACAGCCUGGUGCUCUUUUGGGCCACGUUAAUACCGCUUGAAUCAAAGCUGUGAGUGUAACUCCUGGGUAGUAGUUGCUCUGAGCAUUGGAACAAUGCCGUAAGAUGGUUUAGUAUUCCUCUAAGCAUUCCAUUACUUUUAGCCAUUAAUUAAACCCUAUGGAUAUGCUAACCGACAAUGUUUAAUUGACUGUUCUGCAUUUCAGUGCAGGACUAAUUUUGCAGGCCUGUUCGUCAUUGUGACGCAUGCGCAGAUGGCAGAAAUUUUUAUUUUGUGCAUGUGUCUAAUUUUCAUGUAAGGUUUUGGACAGUGCUCUGGCAUGCCUUUUGUGCUAGGGCACUGUGGCUUGAAUAAUAAGUGAAAUUUUAUGCUUUGUAUUUUUUUAACCAUCCUGUGCUUUUUUUUUAUGAAGUAUUUACCUUUUCGCACUUUGUCGAAGUAGCAUCAGUCAAUUCCUACUACUAGCUAUGAGUGCAAGCCAUUGCGUUUGUACAGAAUGCAUUGUGUACGUUUUUGUGUUGCAACAUGUAUGCCUACUUUUCAGUGUAAAAAUAUUACAGCACAAAUUGCUCCAUGCGCAGCUCUAAAAUAGAUAAGUUCGACAUACUUCAGAUGCCUGCGUCAUGUUACCUACUAAACUGCGAUAAUUCUGUAUUUGACGAUGCUUUUUUACAUUAUGCGCAUGCAACUCUAAGUGCCUGCAGUGCAGCGAUGCAAUAACUUUUUAGUCUUAUUGACGCAUAGUUAAUUGAGAAUAUGCAUUUUUAAACUGUUGAGUAUGUGAUGUAAGAAAAUUUCUCAGUGUAUGACUUUUGGGGAAUGCAUCAUCUUAGAAUUUUCUCUGUUGCUUGGGUCUUUUCUAAAAAAAAGUUCAUUAGUGCUUGCUUCAUAUCUUAAAGUAAGGCAAAAUGCAUUUGCGAUACUGUGAUGAUGAUGUUGACAAACAAAGCAUUAAACAUUUGCGGAAGUUUUUUGUACUAUGCUAGCGCAGUGUACGCAGCAUGGCAGAUUGACAGUGUGCAAACUGGGAAAACUGUAAUGGGCUUUGCAAAUGUUGUGCGCACAUCAAUAUUUUCUAAAAAUUUGCUUGAGCUACUGUUGCUAGUGGGAAAUGUGGCAGCACCCAUUGUGCAAACCUCAGACUGCGUUCAUUGGAUUAAAUACCGGCUUCAUUGCAUUUGCAAAGUGUUGACCAUAAAAUGCGAUUUGACAGUCUGAUCUAACUUGGUAAAAUUGACAUUGGCACCACUUUCCAGUGCAUGCUACCAAUCUGCCAUGUUAGGCUUAGCUAGGCCUAUUAUAGGAUCAUACUAGAUGGCGCCACACCCAUGGCAUCUGCUAUUUGAAACAUACUGCUAAAAGCCUCUACAAGACCCAUGUAAGAGGCGCUCUUUUAUCUUUGGCUAUGCAGAUAGCCUGAAUGCUUUCCUAGUGCUAAUUUCAUCAUAACAUAUCAGCUAGUGUGUUAAAAUUCUAUAUCUGCAGCCACAUGCUCAAGUAUUGAACUGCCGUUUACCAAGUAAUGAAUGUGCUUAGCUUUGCAGGCAAUGGAGCACAUAACUUCGGCAAAUAAUUCAAGGUUGUGGGUAUCGUGCCUUCUAUAGUGUUUGCUCCGUUUUUUUUUUCCUUUUUGCUGUAAUGAGAUUGCGACCUUGAAGGUCCGGUGUGAUGUGAAACUGUGGUGCUCUCCAAGAUGUGCACCCAUUGUUGUCUCAGUGUGUUUUUUAUCUGUUAACAAACUUUUAUUAACAAAGUUCCCCUCCUGCUUUUUAUUGUUUAUUAUUUUUCACUGUUCAUCUCGGAUGUACAUCUUACCCAAUUGGCUCUGUACAGUUAUGCGACCUAAGAGUGCACUGCAUGUUGAAAAUGAACGAUGCAUGCAUUCGUAUCUUGGACACCAUUUGCGAAGCAAGAGGUGCAGCAGUGUUACGUGUGACUUCUCUUGGCCAGUGCGCACAUUCCUCCGUGACAUUUUGUAUUUAUUCCACUGCAGCUCAAGUUUCGAGAGUAAUGUGAUGAGUUAAAGUGCAGCGUCGCCAGUGGACUCUUCUAGGCAAAUUGGGCAUUUCUACAGUGCUGCUGCAGUGUGCUGAACACACAGUGACUGUUGGGAAAAAGUGCUUCGUUCAUUGUCUGGAGCACUGAAUGUGGCUCGUACAAUUUGAAGCCAGAAACUUCUCAUUUGCUUAUUAAAAUUUUUUGUCUCCCAGUAUUACAAGCGGAACAGCUUCCUCACGUGCCGACGAGAGGUUUAGUAAUUUGGAGUACAAAAAUAAAUAAACAAGAAGACGUUUGGUAUCGGAACACCGUACAAGGUUACGUAAUAGGUUCAUCCUCCAACCUCAACACUCUCAGAAACAUUUGCACCUUUUUGGGCAUCUUUUCGUCCCACAACAGUAUUGUGUAUAUUGCGUGCCUUUCCUUGCUUUAAUGCCACGUGCUCAAUACUUUAUGGUCGGGAAUGGUGUGCAAGGCUUUGGCGUAGCGUGGCAUUCUUGAUAGGAAAGUGGCAAGCGCAGAGUUUUCAACAAAGCAAUGCAGGCAAGUCAAAUGAUGAUUACUGUUUUGGUACAAAAAGCACUCCUCAAAGAGUGUAACUGUCUUCAGGAUGAAAUAAAAGUGCUAAAUGAGGUGCUUCCUUUAGGUCUUACCGUGAUACAAGUAGCACCCCAUACAUUAGUGUAAACUUUGGGAGUUGCGAGUGCUACGUUUCAACAAACCCGUUGUAGCUGCCUUUUUUCUUUUUUUUUUUUCAGGACACUUUCACGAGCUAUUUGGUUCAAAGCUAACAUUGCAAAGAUACAUAUGCAAAGAUAAAGCCUGCACACAGAGAUUAGGCAGUAACUGCGUGGACACAUUAACGUGUCUGUGUCUUGGCACAUUCAUGGAGUAGCUUUACAUAAAGUUGUGCACCACUAGUUCUGAUAAGGUACUGUAAUACACGGGAAAAAAAGAAGUGCUUGUUCUAUGUCUUCAUAUACUUGAGAAGUAGCUUUACCACCAAGUUCUAUGCAAUGAGUUUUGAAGCUACUGUUCAAGUACACGCAGACAAUGAACUGCAUACAUUGGGUACACAUAAAGGAACCUCGCAUGGUAAUUAAUCUGGAGCCCUUCACUACGGAGGCUCUCGUUGCUGCUGUGUGAGAGGUUGUUAGACCACAGUGCUAAAUUGUGCCCAAGAUUCAAACACACAGGACCUCCAAUAAAUGUGUUCACGUAGUAGCUGCUACUGCUUAAAGGGACAUUAAAGGCAAAAAUUAAGUCAAGUUAAAGUGAUCGGUUAAUGUUAAAAAACUUUAGGGCAGUAAUGAAAACAGAGCUUUAGUGAGUGAGGAAUCAAAGUAGUCUCGAGACACAACUUCAGACGUUUUUUUGGACAUUUUAGUGCUAACCCAAUGACUUAACGCGUCGUCAUACAAUAUUGCUUCUGGUACUCACCCACCGAUAAUAAAUAUCAUUGCAGAGCUCAUGCUAACUACAAGGAGUGGAAACUUCCACAUCCAAUUGAUGUGGUUUGGUUUCUGGCUGCAUUUAUGUUAAAAAAUAAUGUAGCAACUGUUCUCCGGCCUAAUUUUUUUGCAUAGAUGGCAGUAAAGGGUGGUGAUAACGUAUGCAGUGUUACAAUUCUUUGCUCACUGUGGGUUAUCAUGGUGGGGAUCCUAGCAAAAUGCAGCUUCUUGAGCUGUUAUUCUCUUUGCAGCUAAGUCUUUUUCCUGGCAUGAAAGUGCUGUGAGGUUACUAAAAUUGAAUUAUGUUAACAUUUGCACCCCUGCUGGGAUAGCAGAGCAGGUAAGGUGUCUCGCUGCUAACUUGAGGACAUGGGUUGGAUUCCUGGCCACGGCAGCUGCAUUUCGAUGGGGUGAAGUGCAAGUACACCCGUGUACUUAGAUUUAGGUGCAUGUUAAAAGAACUGCAGGUUGUCAAAAUUAAUCUGGAGUCUACCACUACAGGGUGCCUCGUAAUUGUAGUUUUGGCACAUAAAAAGCCCCCUAAAUUAUUGACUUAACGUUUGCCUUUAGCUUCCCUUUAAUUGCAUGCAUAAGAAAAAAUGACACUGGCUUGUAGUGUCACUCUCGUCUUGCACUGUGUGUUGCCUGUGAAGACAGGUGUAUCGUUUCGCAUAAUAAUCAUUGGGCCUUUACACUUCCACUUCAUUAAGUGCCUUCGUAACUCUGCCUAAGCGCAGUUCACUUGCUGUUUUCACAGCUAUGUCCUGAAAUGUGCCUCGGGUUCAGCUGUCCCAUGCAUGUACCAAGAUAUUGUUGGUGGUGCACUGCAUGCGUCUGGCGAUGCGUGUAAUUGUUGUUGCCAAAUGUGUUUUUGGCUCCUAGAAGUGAGGCAUUUUUUAGAGAUGUAUUUUUGUACCUUUUUUUUCUUCGAAGACCUGAAUGGCUUUAAGAAAACCUACCUGUUGUGUUUUUUGGUCUUUCAUGCUGACAUUGCAAUAUUAAAUUUUUGGAAUUUUAUAUUUGCUAUCAUGUACAAAAUGUUUUUUAGGGAGAAAUAUAUUUUAGAUUUGGUCUGGUACAUUGUUUAAAUAAAGCCCACGCUUCCAUU